CCUCCCGCCCCUCUCCUCCCUCCCCUCCCUGGAGUUUUAGAACCGAAAACCGUCGAGAUUAGUGAGCAGCCGCGGUCGGCAGAGGCGAAAGGCUGGACACGGCCGUAUCCGAGCCGUGCCUGGUUCGUCGUUCACAUGCCAUCUGGACGAGCUGGUUUGUAACUGUUUGUGUCAUUAGACAUCUUUCUCAUCUCGCCUGCUUGUUAGCUCGGGGAUUAUUAUUCAGCCUUUCAGAGAGGGAGAGAGGGAGUCUUUUUAAAGGAGAGGAGAGGCUCGGUGGGGUCAUUUUUAUAACAUCGCCGGAGUGGUUUAGUCAGUCCAAGCGGAGGGCCGAUGCAAGAGAUUGGGGCACUUCACGUCAGCUGUGGCCGUGGGAUCAUUCACAAGAGCCCGCCUCGACAUGUUUUAACAACCGGCAGUGGAGCGGUGCGAGACGGGCUCCGCGGAGACUCCGCUGCGCAGAGGAGGUGGAGGUGCACAUCACUGUAUUUCAAGGAAGACUCUCACCUGGAGGACUCAGCUACCAUUGAGGCAUGUUGUGUUAAAGAAACACCUAUGCAGGUGGAUCCUACACUAAUGAAUGUAGGGGAUGGAGGCACGGUGAGCAGAGAGAUCAGUGCUCCAAAUAAAGCGUCUGCUAGUAUGGUGGGAAAUCCCCCCCAGACGCUCCCCCUUGAGUUUCGAGGAGAUGUUACCCUCAGUCAGCAAAACAAGACCACUCCAACUACAGACUGUAAGACAGCACAAGCCUGUCUGGACACUAGCAAUUACAACCACAGCCCUGAGCUUUCUCCACCUCAACAGCCCAACAAUGUACCAACGUCCGGCUCAGCUCUCACAAGCUCAGAGAAGAGAGCAGACAAAAGGCCAGAGGCUCCUAAAGUCAAGGCUGAUGGAGCUGCGGUCUUCCCCGCGCCUCAGUGGUCAAGUGGCAUCAAAGUCAGCCGGGAGGACUCACUAAACCCCUGUCACAGCAACAUGACAACUACUAAGAAAUCACUUUCACAAACACAAUCUGUGCAAAGUGUCCCGCCUGGGUUUCAGUGCUCAGCCAUGUUCAAGCCAGUCCAGCCUGUUGCCUUCCUUCCUUCCACCAAUUUUUCCUCCCCACUUUGUAAAAUUACUCUUCCACCAGCAUUAGGUCAGAUUACAGUGUUGAGAGAAGCCACAGCCAGUCAGUUUCAGAAAGAAAUCCAGCCUCAAAGCUCAGGUGUCGGAGGAACACCUCUCAUGCGGACCUAUCCCUACUCGUUCUCUGUGGGCCGGACUCCGGCUGCAGAGAAGAAAGCAGGAACAUCGAUGGCAAAACUAAAAGCCAACCAUUCAUCCACUAAGAAUACCAAAUCUAUGGUAGAGCAUAAGUCUUUAGCGUCAGUGGUAGCAUCACCAGCCAUUGCCCUACCGCUGCAGCACCCGUCAUUAACGUCUGCUGCACCCACCUGCUACACACUGUCGCCCACGGCUGCCAUUUGCUGUGGCUCUGCACUGGCCAGCAUCACCUCUCAGAGCAGACUGCUGAACCAUGUAGAGAAAGGAAACGGCAUAGACAAGACCGCCAUGGGUUCCCUUAAAACAUCCCCCUCUGCUUCAGAGGAUGGUACUUGUUGCUCAGCUGAACCAAGAGAUGUUCCUCUCGAUUUGUCUGCUAAAUCAAAACGUCCAAAAUGCCUAAAUGACCCUUCAGUUACGAUUGAGCCUCACAAUAAUGAGUCAAAUCAGAGAGAUUUUCUUAACUCAAAGAGGACUCACUCCACCACUUACAGCCCAGCUGUGCAAUACCCUAUCUUACCCAACACCCAUCGAAAUGGAUCCCACCAAAAGCAAAUAAAAAGGCCUCAGAACCACCAGAUCCCAGAGCCCAAACCAACUUGGGGUAAGGGAUCAUCACAAGACAUCAAAAACAUCCCUGGAACUUAUGUAGGCGUGGCGAGCCCCAUUCUGGCUUCAACUCUACGGGGCAAAGAUGGGAAAGGUGCUUUUGUGGAUGAAUUCCAGAGUUUUGCAAAGCAGGAGUUUAUAUCUAUAAUCGACCAAGGAGAACAUCUGGCCUCAGGAGGAAAGAAGCCAUCCUGUCUGAUGAAGGGCAAUCAACAUGCCCAUAGUGUCAAACCGGUUAAAAACAACAGCACAGCCAUAACCAAGAACAGUCCCUCUAAAGGAGCUCUAUCAUCAGCCUUGACAGCCUCUGCCAAUGCACAGAUCCAUCAGGUAUCUGGACCAGGCAAAACAGCAGUGCUGUACUCCAACACGGUUGUGAAUCCAGCAUGGCAACAGCCGUCACAUCCUCCUCAUCAAACCCCGUCUGCUCAGAGGAAAAUCUCACAAGGAUCCCCAAAGACUAAAGGAACCACAGUUACAGAGGGAUCGAAGUUUCAGAGUUCCCAUCAGAGCCCGUCCAAACCCGAGGACGAUAAGUGGGAGAGAUUGAAGUCUCCUUUGUCGAACCUUGCGUCCAUUGUAAAGCAGCAGGCCUUUGAAACACACGCAGUAACAGGCGAAGGAAGUCCUCAAACCUCACCUGUUAGGUCUAGAAAAGCCAAUCUUCUAAGUCCACUGACUGGCAGCAAAGAAACCUCAUUUAAACACACUUCCUCUUUUGAAUACCGAUCACACUGGUCUAAUGAAAAAUGGGCUGAUGUUUCAUCAAAAGAUUCAACUCAAGCUUUGAAGAAACAUGAGACCGAGCCUGUGGAGAAUAACGCAGAGUUAAACACCACUGACGGAGAACACAAGGGACUGAAAGCGAAGCAGAGCUCCUCAAAGCCUGCUGGCCAGUCUCAUCUCUUUGGGAGCAAUGCAUCAACAAAUGGGAACAGGAUGGAGAGCAAGCUCGCCCAGGUGUUGGAGGGGGAGAUAUCCAAGAAAGAAAGUGGGGCAUCAGAAAUUCCUCCCCGUGAAAAAUUGGGAGGCAUGGUCGCGUCUAUUCUUGCAGGCCAACGCGAGGGGGGAGGCGACAAGUUUGAUAAGAAAACAAACGGAACCAAAGAGGAGUCGCCAACCAAAGCUAAAGCCGCUGCCAUCAAACAAAAGAAAAGCAGCCCCAAGAAGCCAGCAAAGGAGAAGCCACCGACAGGACCAUCAAAGAAGACUCCAGGAAAGAAAAAGCAAGCUACAGAAAACACUCCAACAAAAGUGUCUCCCCAAAAGAAGAAGAAACAGUGUGCACCUGCGCUGGAGAGGAGUCUUUCAGCGGGAAAACUUUCUCCUCAGAGUAAAGAAGCGACUCCGAGGGACAAGAUCAGUCCCAGCAAGCUGGACCAAUCAGCCGGCAAGAAACCAGUUCCAGAUAGAAGCAGUCCUCAGAGUGUUGUGACUCCGGCAUCUCCAAACAACUCUGCCGUAUCCGGCAAGGGGACCGACAAAACAGAGAGUUCCUUCCCCAGACUGAGGAGAGGACGGCGGCGGGCAGAUGAGGCUCGACUCGACCUCUGGGGCUUUGCAACGCCCUCUCCUCCGCCCCCAUCAAUGCCCCCUCCUGCAGCUACCCUGUCACCCCCUCAGAGUCCCGCCCAACCAGUGCGACGUCCAAGAGGGAGGCCUCGCUCGCACCCUCUGCCAGAGCGAGGGUCUCAGGGCAAGGGAAAGGCAGGCAGCGCGGAGGGUGAGACACCAGCUCCUAAGAAACGCAGACGAUGCCGCAGUAAAAAGUACCAGACUGGAGAUUACAUCACAGAGAAAGACAAGUUGGAGGACGGAGAGCACCAUGAAGAGUCCGACCCCUCAAGGAAGGACAGUGGAAUCCCAGCAGAUCCCCAGGCACAUCAGUGUCCGAGUCCCAAUGCCUCCAGCCCAGAGCCUCCCUCACGGAGACCCUCGUUCACUCGCUCGGGGUCAAUUCGCUAUCAGGACGGUGAUCUGUCUCCAGAGUGCAACAACAAGCCGUCAGGGAAGAGAAAGUUCAAAAGCAAGCACUUAUGUGACACUGAUGAGCAAAGGGUGAAGACCAAACGCAGCUGUUUGGGGAAGCGUGCUGCCUCAAUCCCUCUGGAUGAUGAUGGUGCGGAUGUUAAAAGAACAGACAGCCCUCCACCUGCUCCAAAAAGUGUUCCAUCGUCUCCACCCAACAAGAAAGUCUCAUCUGGUAAAAGCAACAAUAUAGAGUCUCCACCAAAAAGGCCCGUUCCACCCGAGGUCCGCCGACUGAUCGUCAAUAAAAAUGCUGGGGAGACCCUGCUGCAGCGUGCUGCACGCCUGGGCUAUCAGGAUGUAGUUCAGUACUGUCUUGAGAAAGACAUCCGGGAGGUCAAUCGGCGUGAUAAUGCUGGUUACACAGCUCUUCAUGAGGCGUCCUCUCGAGGCUGGACGCAGAUUGUCCAGAUGUUGCUGAAAUACGGGGCUGACGUCAACUGCAGCGCUCAGGAUGGAACACGGCCCCUUCAUGAUGCUGUGGCGAGCGAUAACCUCCCGAUAGUCUGGCUACUGCUGAACCACGGUGCAGACCCGACCCUGGCCACUUACUCUGGACACACUCCGGUGAAACUGGCACACAGCCCUAGCAUGAAGACCUUCCUCACAGAGUAUUUCACAGACCUGGAAGGCCGGAAGGAUCCAGAUCCUAGUUUGCCCUGGGAUUUCUACAGCAGCUCUCUGUUUGAAACGGAUCAGGAGCCAUGCUGGGAUUUCUUGCUGUCGGAGCAGAAUCAGGAUCUGGAGGAGGACAGGACGGGGAAGACUGAGCCGGACUCUGACAAAGACUGCCUCCUGUUUGAGUUCUCCGCUGAGCCUCUCUUACCCUGUUAUCACGUUCAGGUGUCUUUAACACAGGGGUUCUGCAACUGGUUCCUCCUGACCGAUGUCCUCAAGCGUCUGAAGAUGUCGGAGCGGAUCUUUCGGGCGCGCUACCCUCACCUGGAGGUGGUAAACCUGUCCCGCUCCGAGCUCUGGAAGCAGGUGUCAGUCAGCCAGGUGAGCUGCCCUUUGGCUUCACCCAACAGAGGCAAGAAAAAGGCUGAGACAGACGAGGAAGAGGAGGAGGAGGAGGAGGGACUUGUGGAUCUGGUGCGAUGUGUGCCAGAGCUCCAGAGACUACUGGGCUCUUCCAUUCACAUCCUACAGGAGGAGGAAGAGGAGGAGGAGGAAGAGGAGGAAGAGGAAACACUGAUGAACACAGGGAAGCCUCGCAGUCGAUAGCCUCUCUUUCAAGUGUCGCCUUUUUGCCCCCUGAGUCCUUCCCUGCAGGCAACAGCUGAAAGGAAACCUCUCCGUCCGCUGUAACAAAGGUUUUAACUCCAGCAAUGACUUGAUGCUCCACUUUAACCUUUGACCUCAGACAGAAGGUGAUCACAUGAUCACACAGACCUGCACACGGGAGGUGUCGGUGCUGGAAAGCAGCUUUCAGGUUCCUAUCUCUAGGUUUAUUUGAAUACAGGAGAGCAAACCUUUUUUAUGGAUUAUGUCUGUACAUGGUAGUGUAUAUGUAUAUCUUGCCAUCAGGGUUAACACAUUUGGUUCUAUAAAUGUAUUCUUGUGGCAAAUGAUGGAUUACGUUUCAGAGUUUUUGUUUUGUUUUUUCGAGGGAGAGCUAUACAUUUUUUUUUUUCCAAUGGGAGAAAAUCCGAGGCUUUUAUCUCGGGGAACUCUUGCGUGAAGCUUAAGUCAGGGAGGCCGCGGUGCCCGGAUGAUUUCUCCAUCAGCCUGGGAGACGUGGAGACCUGCAGAGAGGAGAUCACGGCACAUAAUCUUCACACAGAAUCACUCGCCCAGCUCAGAGACUUAUUUACAUUUUCUCAUCAUUUAUUGGUUGGACCUCAGACUUUCUGUUUAUUCAUUCUCACACUCAUUUCACAAAGUAAGACCAGGCAGCAGCGCGCUGUCAGAGUUCCUCCUCGCAGAAUGAAAUCCUGUUUUUUUUUUCGGACCUUGAUAUCGAGAGAUUGUUUACGAGAUUGGAUGGAUUGUAGAGGUCUCCGUUUCCCAGGAUGCACUACUCCUGAACUGAUACAGAAUCCUGUGGAUCUCUCUCAGAGGAAAAGUAAUCCGAUCCUGCGUCUGAGGAGCUCAGACUCCCUCCAAUCUGCAGCCACGACUCUCCCCUCUUUGCGUCCCGAUAUGGUGUUUCCAGAUCCCAGAGUGCUUUGUGUUGCAGUGUUUUAUUUACACUGUUUGUUGUGCUUAAUUUAAUAGUCAUUAAUAUAUUUGACCUCUUGUGUAUCUGACAAGCCUAUCUAUGAAAAGAAAACGCUUUGUAUGGUUGGUGCUUCAUUUUGAAAAUGUACUUAGGAUCCCUUUAUUCUCAGAUUUUACUCCCUCAUUCAAAAACAAACAGUAUUUCAAAACAGCUAAAGUACAGUUUUAUUGUACUGGUGCUAAGUCCGAUUUUUGUGUUGACAAUCAAUGAUGUUUUGGUUUGAAGUCACAAACUAAUAAAAGAUAUUUAAGAUGAAGAGACUAAAGGUGUAAAGAGAAGUAUAGUUUAGUUAAAGAAAACGGGAUACAGCAGAACUGAGAGACUGAGCAGUGUGUGAGGUCCUGAAGAGACUUUUAUUUGAUUCUUUUAUAAGAAAUCAACAAGAAUAAAGCAUGAUUGUGGAUCAUA
This is a messenger RNA of Notolabrus celidotus (New Zealand spotty), 6535 nucleotides long. It is a transcript of the gene bcorl1, whose product is annotated as BCL6 corepressor-like 1. The record is from RefSeq and is a predicted model, not a curated record. Lineage: Eukaryota; Metazoa; Chordata; Actinopteri; Labriformes; Labridae. Gene Ontology annotation, biological process: negative regulation of transcription by RNA polymerase II. The transcript has 12 exons. Bases 334 to 5130 code for a protein of 1598 amino acids. Gene Ontology annotation, molecular function: protein binding; transcription corepressor activity. Gene Ontology annotation, cellular component: nucleus.